CUUAUCCUUCAGUUUUCCCUCCUCUUCCCCAUUACUCCUUCAUCCCAGCUUCUGUCAUUUUCUCCUUCAUACUCAUUUCAUUUCUAUACAUCUCACAAUGGCCACCUACGCUCUGUCAGAUGCCCACCGGGCUCAAAUGGAGGACCGCCUCGUCGACACUGACCCCGAGGUCGCUAAGAUCAUGGAGAAUGAGAUCCAACGUCAGCGUGAAUCUGUUGUCUUGAUUGCUUCGGAGAACUUCACUUCCCGCGCUGUCUUCGAUGCUCUUGGUUCUCCCAUGUGCAACAAGUAUUCCGAGGGUUACCCCGGUGCUCGUUACUAUGGUGGAAACCAGCACAUUGACGCUAUCGAGCUGCUCUGCCAGUCCCGUGCCCUUAAGGCAUUCAACCUCGACGCCGAUAAGUGGGGUGUCAACGUUCAGUGCCUUAGUGGCAGCCCGGCCAAUUUGCAGGUCUACCAGGCUCUCAUGCGCCCCCAUGACCGUCUCAUGGGUCUCGACCUUCCCCACGGUGGUCACCUGAGCCACGGUUAUCAGACUCCUUCCAGGAAGAUCUCUGCUGUGUCUACUUACUUCGAGACCUUCCCUUACCGCGUUAACCUCGAGACCGGUAUUAUUGACUACGACACCCUUGAAGCCAACGCUGAGCUGUACCGCCCCAAGAUUUUGGUUGCCGGUACCUCUGCCUACUGCCGUCUGAUCGACUAUGCCCGCAUGCGCAAGAUCGCUGACAAGGUUGGCGCCUACCUUGUUGUUGACAUGGCCCACAUCUCCGGUCUGAUUGCUGCUGGUGUCAUCCCCUCUCCUUUCGAGUACGCCGAUGUAGUCACCACUACCACUCACAAGUCUCUCCGCGGUCCCCGUGGUGCCAUGAUUUUCUUCCGCAAGGGCGUCCGCAGCACUGACCCCAAGACUGGUAAGGACAUCAUGUAUGACCUCGAGGGUCCCAUCAACUUCUCCGUCUUCCCUGGUCACCAGGGUGGUCCCCACAACCACACCAUCACUGCUCUCUCUGUCGCCCUCAAGUACGCCGCUACCACCGAGUUCAAGCAGUACCAGGAGCAGGUGAUCAAGAACGCCAAGGCCCUUGAGAACGAAUUCAAGGCCAUUGGCCACAAGCUCGUCUCCGACGGUACCGACAGCCACAUGGUACUCGUGGAUCUCCGCCCCAAGUCUCUCGACGGUGCCCGUGUCGAAGCCGUCCUCGAGCAGAUCAACAUUGCUUGCAACAAGAACUCCAUCCCUGGUGACAAGUCUGCUCUCACUCCCUGCGGUAUCCGCAUUGGUGCUCCCGCCAUGACCAGCCGUGGUAUGGGCGAGGAGGACUUCAAGCGCAUCGCUCGCUACAUUGACCAGGCCAUCAACAUCUGCAAGUCCGUGCAGGCCGCACUUCCCACGGAUGCCAACAAGCUCAAGGACUUCAAGGCCAAGGUUGCUUCCGGCACCGUCCCUGAGAUCAACGACCUGCGCAAGGAGAUCGCUGCGUGGGCCAGCACCUUCCCUCUCCCUGUCUAAGCGGUUGAGGCCCUAACCUUGGAUAUGAUACCAAUUUUCUUUUGUUCUUUAGUCUUUUAUUUUUGUUUCAUUACGCUUGUACGAGUUCAACAUCAUUGCGCAUAAAACUGGGUUGCGGAGUGCUUUUGGGGUUACGGGUCUGCUUUUUCAACCUUACGCGGGUCACGGGAUAUGGAUAUGCAUGAGCAUGAGAAUCAACAUAGCACUGGGAUGGCUUAUUCAACACCUUCUUCAACAGGAAAAGUUUGCCCUUUUAUAGGCUUUAAAACAGCCUUGGCUUCAAUGCCUGCUUUAUACAGAUAGCCUUUUACAAAUUAAUGAUAUGACGAAUGGAUUGACGUCGUCGAAACGUUCAACUACAUUAUGCCCUGAGAGUGUUUGAAUGUGUUAUUUUGGAAAUACUGCCGCACUUCUUCAAUAAUAUCAAGCCAAUAGCAGAUAGACUAUACUACCAUCCAUACAUAGCAAUAUGACUAGGUCCAAAACUAAAGCUCUGUCCUUCCCAAUUCAUCCUCAACAACAGGAGAAUCAACAAAUCCUUUAUCAAGCCAACCUUGCGACAUCAAUGCCGCUACAUUCUUCCCCAUAAGAGCGCUCGUCUCCAUUGUGGAGAUGAAGCUCUCAAUGCCGCCUGUAUACCAAAUUCCCGGCGCAAGAAGCGGAUCCUCGAAGGUUACGCGAGGGUAAAGGAAUGGAUAGGGGUGCCAAAGUUUUUCGUAUGACCAGCUUAUGUCUUCCUUGGGGAGAUCAGUAAUAUACCCAGCUUUCUUUAUCUUCUUUUGCUCUAGACCCAGAAUUUCUCGAAUAAAUGCUUC
This is a messenger RNA of Aspergillus nidulans FGSC A4, 2328 nucleotides long. RefSeq names its product glycine hydroxymethyltransferase SHM2. Gene Ontology annotation, cellular component: cytoplasm. The transcript has 4 exons. NCBI's taxonomy places the organism in Eukaryota, Fungi, Ascomycota, Eurotiomycetes, Eurotiales, Aspergillaceae. The record is from RefSeq and is a predicted model, not a curated record. Gene Ontology annotation, biological process: tetrahydrofolate interconversion; one-carbon metabolic process; glycine biosynthetic process. Gene Ontology annotation, molecular function: glycine hydroxymethyltransferase activity; pyridoxal phosphate binding. The coding region runs from base 98 to 1513 and encodes 471 amino acids.